Staurois parvus is the source of this 237-nucleotide messenger RNA. NCBI's taxonomy places the organism in Eukaryota, Metazoa, Chordata, Amphibia, Anura, Ranidae. The record is from the annotation of a GenBank genome assembly.
AUGACGCAGACUCCAAAACAUAUCUCAGCGUCUCCAGGAGAGAAAGUUCAGAUAAACUGUAAAUCAAGUUCUGAUGGUGACAGUCUAAUAUAUUGGUUCCAAAAGAAAGCUGAUCAACCCCAAAGCCAUCUUAUCUAUCACGCAACCAAUUGCCAUUCUGGGGUCCCAGACAGGUUCAGUGUGGCAGUAGAUCUGGAUCUCACUCUUACAAAUCAAAGGAACUCUGGCAGAAGAUGA